Messenger RNA from Oikopleura dioica, 1587 nucleotides. The record is from the annotation of a GenBank genome assembly. Lineage: Eukaryota; Metazoa; Chordata; Appendicularia; Copelata; Oikopleuridae.
AUGGCAUACUAUGGGAAGCGACUAGACCACACCUACUUCAAGCGUGCACUGGCUAUCAUCGACCGAAAUUGGAUUGAUUUUCUCAUGGAACAAGAAAUAAUGACGUCAGAUGAGAGAGUUAUGAAGCUUCUACGAUUCACACGACUGAACAGAAGCGAAAAGGAGGAGCUGCUAGAAUCCAUCAACACGGCUGAAACAACAGAAGAGAAAUGGAAUAAAGUAGAGGAACGAUUAAACAACGGGGACGUGAUUGACGUGAACAGCUUGAAAGUGAUUAAAUUGAAAGUGCUUCUCCCCGAGAUCGAUGAGGCGAGUGGUUAUCUUAUACUUCGCAUGUCCGAUCUCAAAACAUUACUAGAUGAAAUUGCAAGUGCGACAGCGGAAACCUGCUACGACUUCUUUGCGGCGAAAAUUAAGUCGGCGGUAUCACGCGAAACACAUAUUCAUCAGUACAAUGUGAUGAUGAUGCUAAUGCAAAAAAUGAUAACGUUCCUGAAUGGAAGCAUCUGUUUUUCCGGUCAUGACGAUAGCAUGCAGAAGUUCACGAUCUGCGAACUCGACAAAGAAGUGCUUCACACUUACAAGAACUCAAACAAUCUGCAGCGGACUUUUGAACUAACAAACCCACGUCGACUGAUUUGGGUUAUGGAAACAGCGCCGCUGGGCGGUUAUGUCUAUUUCAAAGUCAGCGAGAUUUCAGCGGAUAGAGUCUCCGUGGUGCUUGGAGUCCGAGUAAUUGGCAAGAACAGAUUCCAGCUAUCGACUAAUUGCAAACAAGAGAUUAUGAAGAUAACCUGGGACGAUAACGAAGUCGACGAAUCGCCGAUGAACAUCGAAAAUGGAGCCGACAAACGCUGUUUCACAAAUUUACAACAAUUGACGACGUUUGCAAAGAACAGCGAAGCGUGUAGCCUUGUUGCUGUGCGAAUUGAAGAAGAUAUUCCACUUCAAAUUACCGUCGAUUUCGAUUCUUACCAGGUCAUUGCGCAAUUCAAACUCCGUCCUGAACCAAUGAAUACUGGAUUUCGAGUUGUUGACCCGAAUAACAUGGAGGAUGAUCAUUUAAUGUUGAUCCAGCACUUCGAAGAUGAAACGGCCUUUCGCAUGCAUUCACCUUAUGCAAAAGAAAACAGGGAUAGUAGCGGCGACAACGAUAGUCAAAGUGCAUCGGAAAAUAGCGACGUCCCGAUGGACGAAAACAACACGGAGAAUGCAACUACGGCGAGUUGCGAAGAGCCCAAAGACUCUUCAAAAGAAGAUCCUCAGGAAAAAGUGGAAACGAAUGAACAGUCAGAUGAGCAAAGAAUCGAGACGGCGAAAGGACAGCAUCAUGAUGAGCCACAGUCGGAGAAAGCAGAUGUUGUCGACGAGCAAGAAAACAAAGCCGAGUGUCAGCACACUCCAAUGAAAAUCGAUCACAAGAGCGAUGUUCCGUCGUGCGAGAAAAAAGCGAGCAACGAAGACAACGUCAGCGUUGUUUCAAUGGCGGACACAAACGAUAGCGAUCCCGACACAUUUGACAGUCCUCUAAACUCUGACUUCGAGUUUGAAUCGCCAAACCGCUCCCCCUCUACUUCAGCAGACUAA